Molecule: messenger RNA, 678 nt
Organism: Colletotrichum chrysophilum
Lineage: Eukaryota; Fungi; Ascomycota; Sordariomycetes; Glomerellales; Glomerellaceae
Exons: 2
Coding region: 1-678 (225 amino acids)
Cellular component (GO): mitochondrion
Molecular function (GO): hydrolase activity, acting on acid anhydrides, in phosphorus-containing anhydrides
Source: RefSeq, a predicted model, not a curated record
AUGCUGAAGUAUACGCUGGCAAUGCAUCGCUUGUUGGCCUUCACGAGAUGGGUCACCCCAACCAACGUUCCCAAACGCUUCACAACGCAGAUGUACAUCUACAUGCUCCCGCACUCUGCCUCAACAGGCGCCAAGGCCGCGGAGCACGAGAUCAUCGUGCCGACGCCGGACGGGGGCGUGGAGCACACGGCCGCCAAGUUCGACGACGCCUCCGUAUGGCUCUCCCGCGCCGACAAGGGCGAGAUUAUCCUCUUCCCGCCGCAGUAUUACCUGCUCUUCCUCGUCGCGCAGUUCUGCAAGGGCUCGUCAAGCGGGGCCGGCGUCGAGCACUUCGCGGCGCAGCGGGAGCAACUGAAGGAGUUCCUGAAGCGGAUCCCGACGGCUGAGUCGGAGGCAGCGAGGAAGCAGCCCACGUCGGAGAUCCCCUGGGCGGACAAGGUCAUGAGCCCGCAUAACCUGUUCAUCCGCGAGGAGGACAACCGCGUCGUGCUCGGGAUCGAUAAGCCGGGGCCGGAGCUCAAGGGCUCGGGGCGCGGGGGCGACUGGGAGAGGGUCGUGUUAGUCAAGUUCACGCGCGAGGGCCCGCGCAAGGUCGAGGUUCGGGGGCGGGAGGAGGUCUUGAGGGAGGAGAAGGAGGCGAAGAGGGCGAGAGAGGAGUCGGAGAAGUCGAAGAUCUGA